Molecule: messenger RNA, 1254 nt
Organism: Eutrema salsugineum
Lineage: Eukaryota; Viridiplantae; Streptophyta; Magnoliopsida; Brassicales; Brassicaceae
Product: QWRF motif-containing protein 3
Exons: 8
Coding region: 1-1254 (417 amino acids)
Biological process (GO): spindle assembly; centrosome cycle
Cellular component (GO): nuclear microtubule; centrosome; cytoplasm
Molecular function (GO): microtubule binding
Source: RefSeq, a predicted model, not a curated record
AUGAACAACAUUGAGCGUGAACAGGUUUCCCUUCAGCAACUCAAAACAAGCAGAGGAAAGUCCCGCGAGUACAACAACAGGCUAAAAGCUCAUCUCGGUCUGAAAAAGCAUGAUCGGAUUUCAGAUGGCCCACGGGUUUGUUUCGGGUUCCCAAAUCAAAGUACGUCUAGCAAAUCCAGUGGCCUCGAAGUGGACACAAAAGAAAAUCGUAGGCCUUCACCGUGGAUCGAUGAAGAGGAUAAUGUCAUACUUCCUGGCAGAUUUUCCGUCGAUGAAUGUGCAUUGUACAGAACACCAUCGAGGAGAAACUCAUGCUCUCUACUACACGAGUCCUAUAACGACGAAUCAGAUUCAGAGUUGAGCGAUGUGUCCUUUGCUUCGACUCUUAGCACAAACCGUUCAUCCCGGAGCCAUAAGGUCUCUUCUAAAUAUCUGCAUGAUUUAAGAGAACGAACGAGCAAAGGGUCAUCACUAGGCAACAACAAUAUGGCCAAACUAAGGUCACAACAAGGUUCCCAGAGAGCUAACAGCUUUAGGGGCAUUGAGAAUACGAUCAAGAGGACUAAUCCAGUGGCCAGGAGCAAGAAGAAGCCUUUUCUCUUUUCUUCUCCAUUAAAACCAAAGACAUAUGACGUAGAGGCUGCUCAUCAGCUGAAGCUUAUGAACAACCGGCUGGUUCAGUGGAGGUUUGUCAAUGCUAGAGCCUCUGCUGCAAUUAGUAGCGUAGCCUCCCGAGAACAGAAACAAGUACUCUGUGCUUGGGAUACUCUUACCAAGUUAAAACAUUUGGUUCUGCAAAAGAGAAUUAAACUGCAGAAGAAAAGCUUGGAGAUGAAGCUGGAUCAUGUGCUUCUUUCUCAAGUUAAACCUCUUGAAGCUUGGGAAGACAUGGAAGAACAACACUUUUUAUCCCUGUCCAUGACCAGACAAGCCCUGCAUUCUGUUCUUUACAGGCUUCCCCUAAGGGAAGGUGCAGAGGUGAAGAUAGAAUCAGCUGUCACUUCAUUUCAGAAAGUAGAAGCAGUCGCUGAUGCUAUCGCUUCAACUGUGAAUAGUUUAGCUCCCACGAUGGAGGGUAUUGUUCCACUUGCCUCUCAACUUGCAGAAGUGGUGGCACAAGAGAAGCUGAUGCUCGAGCAGUGCCAGGGUCUUUUGAGAAUGAUUUCUGAGUUGGAGAUGAAGGAGAGGAGCAUGAAGUGCUGCCUUCUCACCCAGCACAGGCAGACUUUGGAUACAAAACUUGUUCAAGACUAG